Geodia barretti is the source of this 420-nucleotide messenger RNA. NCBI's taxonomy places the organism in Eukaryota, Metazoa, Porifera, Demospongiae, Tetractinellida, Geodiidae. The record is from the annotation of a GenBank genome assembly.
AUGAAAAAUCCGAAAUAUGAGGAGGAACCAAUGCUAGCAGAUAACAUCAAGCUAAAGAAUAUCAACCACAUUACUUACAACGUAAAGGACAAGGAUGCUGCUCUUCAGUGGUACCAGGAUGUUCUGGGAGUGAAGCAGAUUCCCAAAAUGGUGAAUAGCGACCACCUGUACUGGUUGCAGCUUCCCAGCGGCGCCAUGGUCCACAUCAUUGAGAACCCCGACGCUCCCUCUGCCCCGUCCCAUCACACUGCUUUUGAGGUGGACGAUAUUGAGGCGUCGCAAAAGUACUUCCUGGACAAGGGCGUAGAAACUACCGACAUUCAGACACGCAACGACGGGCAGCGAGCUUUCUACAUCAAUGACCCCGACGGCAACCGGAUUGAGCUCUGCACUGUUUCGGGUUUUGGUGUAUUGGUCUAA